Messenger RNA from Suricata suricatta (meerkat), 1578 nucleotides. It is a transcript of the gene PRLHR, whose product is annotated as prolactin releasing hormone receptor. The coding region runs from base 73 to 1185 and encodes 370 amino acids. Gene Ontology annotation, biological process: G protein-coupled receptor signaling pathway. The record is from RefSeq and is a predicted model, not a curated record. Lineage: Eukaryota; Metazoa; Chordata; Mammalia; Carnivora; Herpestidae. Gene Ontology annotation, cellular component: plasma membrane; neuron projection. The transcript is spliced from 2 exons. Gene Ontology annotation, molecular function: neuropeptide binding; neuropeptide Y receptor activity.
GGACAGCUGGGAUUCGGUCCCUCCCUCCUCCGAGCGUUUUCCAGCCCGCCGAAACCCACUUACCAGGUGGCCAUGGCCGCACUGCUGACUCAGGGUCCUCCGGCUCCUGACUUAGUUUCUGGAUUGUCACCCGCGGCCUCAACUCCGGCCAGCCAGAGCGCAGAGGCCUCGGUGGACAAUGGAUCGGUGGCUGGCACAGGCACUCAGGCAGUCACGCCUUUCCAAAGCCUGCAGCUGGUGCAUCAGCUGAAAGGGCUGAUCGUGCUGCUCUACAGCAUCGUGGUGGUCGUGGGGCUCGUGGGCAACUGCCUGCUGGUGCUGGUGAUCGCGCGGGUGCGUCGGCUGCACAACGUGACCAACUUCCUCAUCGGCAACCUGGCCUUGUCCGACGUGCUCAUGUGCACCGCCUGCGUGCCGCUCACGCUGGCCUAUGCUUUCGAGCCACGCGGUUGGGUGUUUGGCGGCGGCCUGUGCCACCUGGUAUUCUUCCUGCAGCCAGUCACCGUCUACGUGUCCGUGUUCACUCUCACCACCAUCGCGGUGGACCGCUACGUGGUGCUGGUGCACCCGCUGCGCAGGCGCAUCUCGCUGCGCCUCAGCGCCUAUGCUGUGCUGGCCAUCUGGGCGCUGUCCGCGGUGCUGGCGCUGCCGGCCGCCAUGCACACGUACCACAUCGAGCUCAAGCCGCACCGUGUGCGCCUCUGCGAGGAAUUCUGGGGGUCUCAGGAGGGCCAGCGCCAGCUCUAUGCUUGGGGGCUGCUGCUCGUCACCUACCUGCUCCCCCUCCUGGUCAUCCUUCUGUCUUACGUCCGGGUGUCAGUGAAGCUACGGAACCGCGUGGUGCCCGGCUGCGUGACCCAGAGCCAGGCCGACUUGGACCGUGCGCGGCGCCGCCGCACCUUCCGCCUGCUGGUGGUGGUCGUGGUGGUGUUCGCCGUGUGCUGGCUGCCGCUGCACGUCUUCAACCUACUGCGGGACCUCGACCCGCAAGCCAUCGACCCUUACGCCUUUGGGUUGGUGCAGCUGCUCUGCCACUGGCUCGCCAUGAGCUCGGCUUGCUACAACCCCUUCAUUUACGCCUGGCUGCACGAUAGCUUCCGUGAGGAAUUUCGCAAGCUCUUGCUUGCCUGGCCCCGCAAGAUCGUGCCUCACGGCCAGAGCAUGACAGUCAGCGUGGUCAUCUGAUUCCACUGCACCAGGCCUUGGCUGGGGAGCUCCACGUCCCCUAGUCUCGGAGGGUGCCCACUGAGGCCAGACUGGAGAGCUUCUUCCCAGCGCCAGAGCUAAUCCAACACGUGGCCAAACUUCCAGCCUAGCCCUCUUGUCCAGCUGUCUUGCUUCAUCCUUAUGUCUUUGUAAAAUGUUGAGUGGCCUUUGGUGGGAGUCUUGUGCUUUGCUUGGAAGAGGCCAGGGAGAGGGGAGAGGAUUUAUUAUUUCCUCCUUAUGCCCCUGCAUGCUAAACAAAGCUCUUUCUCCUGGUUCACAGCAAUAUUGCAGAACCGUGGCUGUCUUUCUUGCUUUUGCUUCUGCUUGCUCAAUGGUGAGAUGAAGGAACAAUGGAAGUGGGAUUUAAAAUAA